Molecule: messenger RNA, 818 nt
Organism: Candidula unifasciata
Lineage: Eukaryota; Metazoa; Mollusca; Gastropoda; Stylommatophora; Geomitridae
Source: the annotation of a GenBank genome assembly
AUGGCGUCGGGGGUAAGUGCUGCAACCACGGACACGACACAGGAUUUUCUGAGGUCUUUUUCUGUGAUAGAUGUGGAGUCUGACGAGUCGGAUUACGAUGAGCUGACUCCUAUACCUGAAACGCCGGGAGAUCAUUUAGAUGAGGAUAGUAUUGAAUAUGACACAGAUGGCGAGAACAAUGUGUGCCGGUUCAUCCCCUACAAGUCGCUGUUCGCCCCACCAGUGCCUUUCUCCAACCAGCGAGACAACUGCUGGAUUCCAGGCUUACCCGUCACUGUUGCUAUUGUUCAUUACGACAGACAGGCCGCCUUGAAGAUGCUCAACCCCAACUUAUACACCAUCGAGGUGACGCAUGGGGAGUACCACUGGUCCAUCUACAGAAGAUAUAAGCAUUUCAGGCAACUGCAUGAUUCGCUGGCAAUAUUCCGUGCCAAAUACAGUCUUCCACUGCCCAACAAGGACUACCACCAAAGAAGGGCAACCAUCAAGAAAGAUCUUAAAGGAAUGAAAGAAAGGCAGCAGCACCACAAAGCAGUCAGACUUCCUCUCAGACCUGAGGCACUUGUUAGUGAGGACAAAAUUCCACAGAGAAUGCAACAACUUCAAGAGUAUCUUCAGAAUCUCAUGACCUGCAAGUCCUACAGGAACCAUCCAGAAACUUUGAAGUUUUUUGAGGUCAGCCAUGUGUCAUUUGUUAGCAAGACGGGAAAAAAGUCUAAGGAAGGGCUAGUAAAGAAAUGCUCAGGAGGGCGUAGAAUCAGCAUUCAGUGUUGUGGCUGUCUUCAGAACUUACAUUUCGCUGGCACCUGGAAUAAAAG